Temnothorax curvispinosus is the source of this 1805-nucleotide messenger RNA. It is a transcript of the gene LTV1, whose product is annotated as protein LTV1 homolog. NCBI's taxonomy places the organism in Eukaryota, Metazoa, Arthropoda, Insecta, Hymenoptera, Formicidae. Gene Ontology annotation, biological process: ribosomal small subunit export from nucleus; ribosomal small subunit biogenesis. The record is from RefSeq and is a predicted model, not a curated record. The transcript is spliced from 7 exons. Gene Ontology annotation, cellular component: cytosol; preribosome, small subunit precursor; nucleus. Bases 192 to 1646 code for a protein of 484 amino acids.
GAGAAUUGUGCAUCCAUCGUGUUUGAAACUCUGAAUUACUCUGAAACCACAUGUUCCUUCACGCUACGUGUUUAUAAAGGCAUAAACGCAGAAUUUUCAAAUAUACAAUAAUAUUACGUUACGACGAUUACUUUCGUUGCAUAUUUUAUCGAUUUUUGUGCAUACGAUCAGUUUGGACACGAUAGAUCACGAUGCCAAAGGGGAAAAAGAAAAAGUUUAUCGACAAGAAGGAUUCUGUAACAUUCCACUUGGUUCAUCGCUCGCAACAAGAUCCAUUAGUGGCGGAUGAAAAAGCACCGCAGAAAGUCCUAGUGCCAGCUGCUGAUGCACAAGCAGCGAAAACAAAAAAGAAGUCAUUAGACAAUGAGAAACGUCAAGAGGAGCAGCAGAAGUAUGGAAUCUAUUUUGACGAUGACUACAAUUAUUUGCAGCAUCUUAGAGAUGUCAACACAUUGUCAGUGGAAUGGGAACGCGUCGAGAACCCUAGUAAUUCCAAAUGUGACAAGAGUACUCCAAAAAUCAACCUGCCAUCCUCUGUAUUCGCAUCGAAUGUCGAGGAGGAAGUCGGUAUGCUCAAUAAAGCGGCACCAAUUUCCGGGCCACGAUUGGAUCUCGAUCCGGAUAUAGUUGCUGCGAUGGAUGAGGAUUUUGAUUUUGACGAUCCCGAAAAUCAGCUAGAGGAUAAUUUCAUAGAAUUGGCUAACGCUGAAAGUAGCGACAGUGAGGAUUCCGAUAGAGAAUAUGAAUACGAAUUGAACGAACCAGGGAAUGAACAUAGUGAAUCGGAUGUCUCAUCUGACGGUCACAUGGAUUUAUCCGACGAAGAGGCGGAUGAAGUGUGCAGUUUAAAUGGACCUGAAUAUACUUUUAAAGAUGAGGAAACUAAAUCAAGGUUUACAGAAUACUCUAUGAGUAGCAGCGUGAUGAGAAGGAAUCAACAACUUACAUUGCUGGAUGACAAAUUUGAAAAGAUGUAUGCUGCAUACGAUGAAAAUGAAAUUGGUGCUCUAGAUUGUGAUGAAAUAGAAGGAUAUAUCGAUCAUGAUUCGAAAUUUAUUAUGCAAUACGCUGACGAAUUUGAAAGGAAGCAGAAGGAAGAUACGGAAAAUAUUGCGGAACUUAUGAAAGGUAGAAUGAAGAUCGCGGAAAAAGAAUAUUCGAGCUCAGAAGACGAAGAUGCAGAAAAACUUGUUGUCGACGCUCGUGGAAAAGAUAAAUGGGACUGUGAAAGUAUUCUUAGCACAUACAGUAACAUUUACAAUCACCCUAAAUUAAUUUCGGAACCUCCCAAGCGAUCAAAGAAAAUUGAAAUUGAUCGAAAAUCUGGUAUUCCAAAAAAUAUAUUAGGCAAUACCGGAAAAUUAACAGCUGAAACGUUGGCUCAAUUUAAUUUGGAAAAUAAUGCGUCAAAGGGCCCACAAUCUGUAGCGGAAAGUAGAAAAUCUACCUUAAGCAUUUUAAGCAUAAGACCCAAAGGGGAAACUACUGAUGAGAGAAGAGAGAGAAAAAAGCAGCUCAAAGAAUACAGACAAGAAAGAAGGAUAGAGCGAAAGGCAAAUACCGAAGCGUUUAAAGAGGAAAAGAAACGCCAAGAGAAGAUUCGGUUGAACGACAGGGUAAACGUUCGAGGAACUCGUAUAGUAUGAAGUUUUCGGCCAAAGUAAUAUGCUUUGUGACUGCGUCUUAGACUGCAGAUUUAACAACUUCCACUUUAUGUGUAAGAGAUACGAAUUGUUGUAUGUUAAAAACAUUACAAGAGACAGGUUAAAUGUAUCUAUAUUAUAUAUAUUUGAUUUUAAAAAUGA